Messenger RNA from Salvia miltiorrhiza (redroot sage), 729 nucleotides. Its product is annotated as probable disease resistance protein At1g58602. NCBI's taxonomy places the organism in Eukaryota, Viridiplantae, Streptophyta, Magnoliopsida, Lamiales, Lamiaceae. Gene Ontology annotation, molecular function: alpha-tubulin binding. Gene Ontology annotation, biological process: protein folding. The transcript has a single exon. The record is from RefSeq and is a predicted model, not a curated record. Bases 1 to 729 code for a protein of 242 amino acids.
AUGUCACAACUCAGGCACGUCGUGUGCAACGAAAUUUGUCUCCCUGAUCCUCCUCCGAGUGACCAGGAAGAUGAUGCUUGUGUCUUGAGAAACUUGCAAACACUUGUGCAAGUAGUGAAUUUCAGAUGGACGGAGGAGGCGUGCAAGAGAAUUCCCAACAUCAAGAAAUUGCGCGUGGUUUUUGAUGAUGUCUUGACAGAUUACGAAGAUUGCUUGUGCUUACACUAUCUCCACAAUCUCUGCUCUUUACAGAAGCUCGAAUCACUAAACAUGAGGUUCCCUUUCUGCAUAUCGCGAUAUCCAGUGGAUUUGCUGAGCAAGAGGCUUGCCUUCCCCACUCGGCUAAACAAGUUGUGCUUGAGAAACUGCAGCCUCACUCGAGAAGAUCUGGCAACGAUUGGUUCGUUGCAACAUCUACAAGUUCUUGAGCUUGAACACAGCUCUUUCUUGGGAGGCGAGUGGAGCACUUUCAACUGUGAGUUCCCUUGUCUUAAGUUCUUGAGAAUCGACGGCUGUGAUGUCGUGUGUUGGGCUGCAGACACCUCUGCUUUUCGAGUUCUUGAAAAGCUCGUUGCUCGAGAUCUUUGGCAGUUGCAAGAGAUCCCUGUUGAAAAUAACUACAAAGUCAAGAAUAGCAGCAUCCAAAAGUCAGAAAUUGCAGUAGCCAAAUCUCCAUGUAUCAGUCAAAUAUUAACCAAGGAUCCCUUAAUCAUAGGGAUCCUGGUAUGA